Messenger RNA from Hyaena hyaena (striped hyena), 2997 nucleotides. RefSeq names its product RELT like 1 (gene RELL1). The coding region runs from base 100 to 915 and encodes 271 amino acids. Gene Ontology annotation, cellular component: plasma membrane. NCBI's taxonomy places the organism in Eukaryota, Metazoa, Chordata, Mammalia, Carnivora, Hyaenidae. The transcript is spliced from 7 exons. Gene Ontology annotation, biological process: positive regulation of p38MAPK cascade. The record is from RefSeq and is a predicted model, not a curated record.
AGAGUCCUGCUAUCCUGUCAGCCGCCGGCUCUCAGGCUGCACUGCCUGCAGGAGCCCCGGACGCGGCGCUCCGGGGAAGAAGGGCGAAGGAACGCGGUGAUGGCCCCACGGGGACUCCUGGGGUCCGCGGUCCUGGCCGCCGCUGUCUUCGUGGGAGGCGCCGUGAGUUCGCCGCUAAUAGCCCCGGACAAUGGCGGCAGCCGCACAUUGCACUCCAAAACACAGACGACGCCGUCGCCCACUGACAAUACUGGGAAUGGACACCCAGAAUAUAUCGCAUAUGCGCUUGUCCCUGUGUUCUUCAUCAUGGGUCUCUUUGGUGUCCUCAUCUGCCACUUGCUGAAGAAGAAAGGCUAUCGUUGUACAACAGAAGCCGAGCAAGACAUGGAAGAGGAAAAGGCUGAAAAGAUAGAAUUGAAUGACAGUGUAAAUGAAAAUAGUGACACCGUUGGGCAGAUUGUUCACUACAUCAUGAAAAAUGAAGCAAACGUUGAUGUUUUAAAGGCAAUGGUAGCAGAUAACAGCGUGGGUGACCCUGAAAGCCCUGUGACACCCAGCACUCCUGGGAGCCCGCCUGUGAGCCCUGGGCCCUUGUCGCCAGGAGGCACCCCUGGGAAGCACAUUUGUGGUCAUCAUCUGCACACAGUGGGUGGUGCUGUCGAGAGGGACGUGUGUCAUCGGUGUAGGCACAAACGGUGGCACUUCAUAAGACCCACCAACAAAUCCAAACAGGGCCAUGCAAGGCGUCAGGGAGAGGUCACCGUCCUCUCUGUUGGCAGGUUUAGAGUGACCAAAGUGGAACACAAGUCAAACCAGAAGGAGCGGAGAAGUUUGAUGUCAGUUAGCGGGACCGACAGUGUCAAUGGGGAGGUUCCUGUGACACCUGUGAAGAGAGAGCAGAGUGACACAGAGUAGCAGGGGUGACUUAAUUUGAAGAGUUCCAAGACACUGAGGACUUACAAGAUAAGAAGUUGCCUGGGGAGUUUUUAAAAAUUUUUAUACAGUUUCUAUUGUGGAGUCGGCAGGCUUGUGGAUAGAAGCUAGAAGGGAACGUUGCACUGUGCUGGAGACACAAUUCAGUUUGCUUUGAAACAAGUUAUGGGUUAAAAAGUCUGAUGGAAAAUGUAUUACAUUUCCAGUGAAGAAAAGAGCUCGUUUUAAAAUAUUCCCGACCACCGUACCCCCCCCACCCCCCAUUACUUGCCUCGGUGUGACCUGGCAGUUUUUCCUGUAUGAUCACUGUGUGUAGGGGAACUAUCCGUGUGCGGUCGAGCCGACGCUUGGCGAUGCCUGCGUGUGUGAGUGUGUGUGUGCGCACACACGUGUACACACACACACACACACACACACACACACACACACUCUUCUCCCCACCCGUAGAUCUCAUUUUGCACCUUGUUACAGGAAGAUCCUCUGAGAGCUUAACUGUUACAAGAGAUAAAGGUGAAGCUUCGUGGUAAAAGGUGCUUGCAGAUAAUCUGGACUUAGCCCUGAGCAGUCGUGCCCCCUCGAGGUCAUGGCGUCAGAUGGCACCAGAUGCCAGACUUUGGAUUCCUGGACCAAGAGCUCAGCUUUAACCCCUGCCACCACACCCCACUCCUAGGUCACUUGGAAAUAUUGAGGCUUUUUUGUUUUUAACUUGUGCUAAGCAAUUCUUAUUUAAUCUGUUGAAUAGAGGGGGAAAAUAGUUUAAAGUGACUAAAAACAAAAACCCCAAAAUGCGUGUUUUGACAACCCGAGGACAAAAUAAAACAAAAACACCCAACUUCUGAGGCAGGAUGGGCCCGUACCUUCCUCUGGCAUGUUUUCUUGGGCAUUUCCCAGUUUCCGUCUUGUAACCAACGUGCAUUAUUGAAAAGAUUCUUAAUGGUUACUUUUCCCCUGUAAGCCUGGAAAACCUCACUUUUAUUUAUUAUUAUUAUUGUGUUUAGCUUUAUAGUUUACGAAACAUCUGAGAGAACCAGAGGUGGAGCUAGGAGCACAGUUAUGACAGGUGUGGGCCCCGGGCCGGGAGCCCAGAGACCUGUGGUCAGUGUUGGUGUGGCACCUGGUGCACUUCUUCUAUCUCAGCGAGAGGGAGCAUCUUUCUCAUUUCACUCCCCAAGAGAGGAUUUCCAUAAAAAUGUAGUUUAAACUAUUCCCUGGAAAUAUACUCAUUCUAUCCUGUUUCUGGCGUCAAAACUAAAAAUUCACAACCUUUGAAAUGAAUGGUAGGUUCAAUUUCGUGUGUUUUUUUUUACACUGGCCACUGAUAAGAACUGUGUGUGACAUACAGACUCACAGAGGGCUAGAGGACUUCGGUUUGGAAAUAAAUCCCGCUGAGGUCCAGCAAGGAGCGAUAGAGGAAUUUGGGGGAAGGGGGUUGUAUUAGUGUAAAUACUAUAUGUGCGGCCUAGACCAAUAGUUUUAGUUUUUAAACGUACAGCGCCGUUUUUGGCUUUAAAAAUAUGAUGCCCUCAGAUGGUGAGAAAUAAAAUGUAAGAUAUUCUUCAGCUUUAAUUAUUUUCUAAUUUUAUUCAGGUCAGAGCACUUUUUUAUGGCAAUACAACAGGCAAGAGAAUACUCAAAAAUAUUUAAACGUGUGUUUAUACCAAGAGUACGUUUUAAAUAUUUUCUAAUACUUGAGCAGUUUUUGUCUGGCUGGCUUCCAAAUAUGCCAAAAGUUAAGCAUUCAAUGUUUUAACACAUAAGCUUUUUACUAAUAAGGAUUCUGAAGUAUUCCCAAAGCAACUGAUGUUUACAGGGCUUGUGUUUUUCUUCCUUCUUUAGAAGGAUCGGGGUCCACAACAAACUUACUGUACAAAACACUAACGAUGGGGCUAACUUCUGGUGUCAUGAGUGAGUUGGCUACGACCUUGCUGUAAAAAUUUGUAAAGGAAAUUUUGCACCAUUUUGAGUGUCAAAUGUAUUUUUAACUGUCUGGUUUGUACUUUUACGACUUUUGUACUACCAAAACAGAGUUAAAAAUAAAAACGUUAAACACUUUGUGUGGUUUUU